AUGAUUUCUCUUGGCUCUUUAAAGGAUUCCAAGCUUCAAGCCAUCGUACCACCCCCUUCAGAGAGGCACUCGGGCUCAGCGCUGCUGGUGCUGAACUUGAACCAACGCACUGUGCAGAUGGUAAGUGUCCAUGUCGAUCGAGCCGUUCAUAGUCACACCCCCGGCCGCCACCACAGGUGGGGAUUGGAUGAUGCAGGCGGCGCUAGACAGGGGUCGUAUUCCUUUCGAGUCGUUUCCCCGUAUUUUCUUCUUUUGCCAAGGCCAAAGGGAAGUGAAUUUGAGCUGGCUCACCCAAAACUGAAAUUCGGAGGGGUUUAG
Molecule: messenger RNA, 318 nt
Organism: Penicillium taxi
Lineage: Eukaryota; Fungi; Ascomycota; Eurotiomycetes; Eurotiales; Aspergillaceae
Exons: 1
Coding region: 1-318 (105 amino acids)
Source: RefSeq, a predicted model, not a curated record